Mya arenaria is the source of this 1574-nucleotide messenger RNA. RefSeq names its product DNA-directed RNA polymerase III subunit RPC4-like. The record is from RefSeq and is a predicted model, not a curated record. Lineage: Eukaryota; Metazoa; Mollusca; Bivalvia; Myida; Myidae. Bases 118 to 1272 code for a protein of 384 amino acids. The transcript is spliced from 9 exons. Gene Ontology annotation, cellular component: RNA polymerase III complex. Gene Ontology annotation, molecular function: DNA binding. Gene Ontology annotation, biological process: transcription by RNA polymerase III.
CUUGAAAGCGCUUAGUGAUGCAGAUGACAUGAUGUGAAACAACAACAAUGAACAUGAAAUAUUGACAAUUCUUUGGUACUUUGACAUGUCUUCUUAAUAGUUGAAUAAAUUGGAGUGAUGGCAUCUGGAGACAAGAACCCUCAGCUGCCUCGUGGCCUAAUCGGCAGGACUGGGACUCCAAGUGGAAAGGGAGCCAGAUUACCGUCUAUACGAGGACCUAGGGACCUGACUCUUGGAGGUGUGCAAAAGAAGGUUUUCACCCCAACUAUUCCAGUCAGAAGAGCAAAACAAGAACCAAGUGCAUCUGCAGAUCAACCAGGCAGCUCUUCGAACAGUGACAAUAAGGAGAAGAAAGGGCACCACCCUCGUGACUGGGGUGGUCGAGGAGGUCCUGGGGGGCGUGGUGGUAGGGGGCGUGGUAGGGGUAGGAACAAUGCCAAUGUGAUACAAACUCAUUCAUUGUUUGAGCAGGGACCAACAGAGAAAUUACAUAAACCAACAGGUGGUUCAGAGUACAGUUAUUCUGGAGGUGGAGGGGGUGGUCAUGGCGGCACUAGCUCAAGUCCCAGGAAAUCCUUCAAGCAGGAGAAGACUGAUGAAGAAACUAAAGAAGUCCUUGAUCAGCUACUGAGAGAUGAUUUUAUAUCUGGACCUGGCCUUGAUGAGGAGGAUAUAACCCUGAUGCCAGUAAAACUGCCUUUGGAGGUGAAGGCAGAGAGGAGCCUCAAAUCUGGACCAGAGCCAGCAGUCAAGGAGGAGCCAAUGGAUGAGGGGGAGGACAAAGCAGACGUGGCCAGUGAUCUCAUGUCCGGCAAGGCCAACAUAUUCAGACACUCACCCACACUGUCUUCGACUUGUGGAGAACUGUUCACAAAUCAAGGGAAAUCAGAUGAGGGCCAGCUAUUGUACAUCCAACUGCCAGACAGCCUGCCUGGCCUGCCACUCUCCACAGAGGAAGACUUCCAGAAGAAGAAAACAGAUCAGGAGGCUGACAAACAGGACAAACACCUUUCUGACAAGAUGAAAGGUUGUAACCUUGACAACUUUAAUGAGGGUUUGAUUGGUAAACUAAUAGUGCGUAAAUCUGGUCGGGUGCAGCUUAAGCUGGGUAACACCUGCCUGGAUGUAAACAUGGGUACUCCAUGUGGAUUUUUACAGGAUGUGGCAAGUGUACGUGUAGAGGGAAACAAGGGUGACAUCUCCAUUCUCGGCCAUGUUGAUCAUAGACUUGUGUGUACACCAGACUUUGAAACCAUGCUAGAUGUCUCCUAGCAGUGGCAGUACAAGUGCAUGAUACAGCUAGUGUGUGUAUCAGGAAGCAAUCUACUGAAGAACUCAUUGUUGUUGAAUAAUCAUACAAAAAGAGUCACUCAUUAUCUGAUGAGUUGAAUGGGAAGUCUGUGCCGUUUUGUAAGUGACAAGAUGUUACUUUAUGAUUUGGACAUAAAUAUACAUGUUGGUGUGUUCUUGCUGGAUAGUUUCUCAUGUUUCAUGGAAUUUUCAGAAUAAUUCCAGGUUCAAGGAAUUUUCAGAAUAAUUUUGUUAAGUUUUGAAAUAAAAUUAAUCUCAACUAA